Messenger RNA from Plasmodium gonderi, 573 nucleotides. Its product is annotated as ubiquitin-like protein. Bases 1 to 573 code for a protein of 190 amino acids. The transcript is spliced from 2 exons. The record is from RefSeq and is a predicted model, not a curated record. Gene Ontology annotation, molecular function: protein binding. Lineage: Eukaryota; Apicomplexa; Aconoidasida; Haemosporida; Plasmodiidae.
AUGUACAAAAUUUUUCCUAAAGAAACAACCAAAAGAGCAAUGGACGAACUAAGAGAAAUGUAUAAUGACAAAAACACUGGGGAAAUAAAAACAGUUUAUGUAAAAAGUUCAGGUAAUUUAGUUAAAAAAGUAGAAUAUGAAGAAGAUGAAACAAUUAGAGAAGUGUUAGCGCGUAAUGGACUAUUGAAAGAAAAAGGUGGAUUUUUAUAUCAAAUUAGAAGUCAACUAAUAGAUCUGGAUAAAACUUUUGCUCAUUAUCAAAUUUGUUCAGAUGAAAUGAUUUUUAUUUUACCUGAACCAGCUCCCUUGCCAUACCUAAUUUAUCUCUUUCAUCAGAAAUCUGGAAAAGUGCACUGCAUCGAGCUCAACUACUCGGAUUCAGUAGAACUACUUCACAAACAAGUUGAGAAAUGCUUAAAAAUAAAAAAAGAGAACCAGAUAUUGAUAUAUGCAGGCAAGUGUUUAAACAGUAUGAAAACGUUAAAGGAGGAAAAUCUAACCCGGGAAAGCUUAGUCACCAUAUUGGAUAAAAGGGAUAUACCCGAAAUAGAGAAUGGAGAUGAUGGUAUCUGA